AUGCCCGCAAAGGAAGAAUCGACUGCUGGCGCCGACGUGCCUGCAGCAAAGAAGCCUGCACCCGCCGCCGAAGAGCUCUCGGAAGAAGACCAGAAAUUGAAGGACGACUUGGAACUUUUGGUCGAAAAACUCGCAGAACCCAACCAGACCGACUCGGCCUACGCAGAGUACUUGACCACAAUGAAGAAUUUUAUCAAGGAGUCGACCACGUCGAUGACCGCGGUUCCCAAACCAUUGAAGUUCUUGCGGCCGCACUAUCCAGUUAUGGCUGAUUUGUACGAGAAAUGGUCCGCUGGAAGCCAGGGCAGCGCGCUUCUUGUGCAGCUUGCCGAUGUGCUUUCCGUGGUGGCGAUGACGUACCUGGACGCCGGGAAGCGCGACUCGCUCAAGUACCGCUUUCUCUGCGACGAAGGGUCUGGAGGGGUGGCCGAUUGGGGCCACGAAUACAUGCGCAACUUGGCGCUUGAGAUCGGCGAGGCGUACCAGGAGAGCUUGGGCGCGGACGACGCGUACACGGACCGGUUGGUGGCGUUGUCGCUCCAGAUCGUGCCCUUUUUCCUACAACACAACGCGGAGGCCGAUGCGAUCGACUUGUUGUUGGAAGUCGAGUCGAUCGAGAAGUUGCCGCAGUUCUUGGACGCCUCCACAUACGCGCGCCUGUGUCUCUACAUGGUCAGCUGCGUGCCGCUCUUGGCGCCGCCCGACGACAUUGCGUUCUUGCAAACCGCGUUCUCCAUCUACUUGUCCCACGGCCAGUUGACCCAGGCGUUGACCUUGGCCAUCAAGUUGGACGACGAGGCCUUGAUCAAGCAGGUCUUCGAGGCCACCAGCGACGUCUUGGUGCACAAGCAGUUGGGCUUCAUCUUAUCGCUGCAGUUCAACCGCUUCCGCAGCCCCGACGAGGACGUGGAGGUCCAGGAGACCAUUUCCAACGUCAAGUUGCCCGAGUACUUUGCCUACUUGGCCAAGGAGCUCAAUCUUUUGGACCCCAAGGUUCCCGAUGAGAUCUACAAAUCCUACCUAGAAGACUCGCGCUUCUCCUUCGGUAGCGGUUCUAUCGACUCUGCCAAGCAAAACCUUGCUGCGUCAUUUGUAAAUGCAUUCAUCAACAUGGGUUUCUGCAAGGACAAGCUCGUGUCAAACGUCGACGAGUCCAAGUCCUGGAUCUACAGAACAAAGGGUACCGGAAUGGUUUCCGCCACUGCUGCCAUUGGCUCCAUCUACCAAUGGAACAUCGACGAUGGUUUACAGGCUUUGAACAAAUACACCGAAAGUAACGAUGACGACAUCAAGGCCGGUGCACUUUUGGGUACCGGUAUUGUGUCGGCAAACAUCAACGAUGAGGCCGAGGCCGCCUUCGCUUUGCUUCAAGAAUAUGUCACUGACCCCAAGAAACUCUUGCAAACCUCUGCCAUCACCGGUUUGGGUAUUGCAUUUGCUGGCUCUGCCAACGAAGAGGUUUUAGCACUCUUGUUGCCUCUCGUCUCUGACACCGAUGUUCCAUUGGAAGUCUCCUGCUUGGCGUCAUUGGCCCUCGGCCACGUCUUUGUGGGCUCGGCACAUGGCGACAUCACGUCCACUGUUUUGCAAACCUUGUUGGAGCGCGAGGCCGCUCAUCUCAACAACAAGUUCAUUCGCUUCAUGGCCAUGGGUCUCGGACUCUUAUACAUGGGUAAAACCGAGCUGAUUGACGAUGCCUUGGACAUCAUUGAUGCUAUCGAACACCCCAUCAACAAGACAUUGAAGGUUUUGAUCAACAUUUGUGCUUAUGCUGGAACUGGUAAUGUUUUGCAGAUCCAAUCCUUGUUGCAAAUGUGCUCUGCUAAGCCCAAGAAGGAUGCUGAACCUAAACCAGAGGAGGGAGGAGAUGAAGAAGGCACCGCAGAGGCCGGUGAGGCCGGUGAACCUGCUGAAGCCGCUGCCACCGAGCCAAAGACCGAGCCAGACACCGCUCCUGCUACUGAGGACGUCGAGAUGGAGGAUGCCUCUGAAGAACCACAAACCGAGGUUAAGAAGGAGAAGGAGGAGGCCGCUGAAGAGGCUGAAGCCGAGGAAGAUGACGAAGAAGAAGAAGAGACCGAGGAAAUGUAUCAAGGUAUUGCUAUCUUGGGUCUCGCAUGCAUUGCCAUGGGUGAAGAUAUUGGCCAAGACAUGGUGUUGCGUCACUUCUCUCACUUGAUGCAUUACGGCAACUCUUUGAUCAGAAGGGCAGUUCCAUUGGCCAUGGGUCUCGUCUCCGCCUCGCACCCACAGAUGAAAGCGUUUGAUACUCUUUCCAGAUUCACACAUGACCCAGACUUAGAAAUCUCACAAAACGCUAUCUAUGCCAUGGGAUUGGUCGGAGCCGGAACCAACAACGCCAGAUUAGCACAAUUGUUGCGUCAAUUGGCACAGUACUACUCCAAAUCGCCCGACUCGUUGUUCAUGGUCAGAAUUGCACAAGGAUUGUUGUACUUGGGUAAAGGUACAUUGACGUUGACGCCUUUCAACAUCGAGCGCACGAUCUUGAACAAGGUCUCAUUGGCUGCGUUGUUGACCGUCUCUGUUGCCUUGCUAGAUCCUAAGUCUUUCAUUCUCAACGACUCGACGUCCGAGACUACCCACCAAUUGUUGUACUACUUGACGCCAGCAAUCAAGCCAAAGAUGUUGAUCACUGUGGAUGAGAAUUUGAACCCAAUCAAGGUCAAUGUCAGAGUCGGACAAGCCGUGGAUGUUGUGGGACAAGCGGGUAAGCCUAAAACCAUCACCGGAUGGGUGACACAGGCCACGCCUGUUUUGCUCAACUACGGCGAGCGAGCCGAGCUCGAAAAUAACGAGUACAUCAGUCUAUCCCACACGUUGGAGGGGAUUGUGAUUUUGAAGAAGAACCCCGAGGACAUGGAGGUCGAUAACUAG
Australozyma saopauloensis is the source of this 2895-nucleotide messenger RNA. It is a transcript of the gene RPN1, whose product is annotated as proteasome regulatory particle base subunit. Gene Ontology annotation, molecular function: enzyme regulator activity. The coding region runs from base 1 to 2895 and encodes 964 amino acids. Gene Ontology annotation, cellular component: nucleus; proteasome regulatory particle, base subcomplex; proteasome storage granule. Gene Ontology annotation, biological process: proteasome-mediated ubiquitin-dependent protein catabolic process; regulation of protein catabolic process. The transcript has a single exon. NCBI's taxonomy places the organism in Eukaryota, Fungi, Ascomycota, Pichiomycetes, Serinales, Metschnikowiaceae. The record is from RefSeq and is a predicted model, not a curated record.